This is a messenger RNA of Acanthosepion pharaonis, 531 nucleotides long. NCBI's taxonomy places the organism in Eukaryota, Metazoa, Mollusca, Cephalopoda, Sepiida, Sepiidae. The record is from the annotation of a GenBank genome assembly.
AUGUCCUUCUUCCAUUCUUCCUCUUCUUAUAUCAAUCCUUCUUCUUCCCUUUUCUUUUUUUAUCUCUAUCUCAUACUUGAAUCUGCUCAUUUCUUCUUCUUCUUCUUCUUCUUCUUCUUCUUCUUCUUCUUCUUCUUCUUCUUCUUCCCUCUCCUUUUGCAUCAAACCCUCUUCCCUUUUCUUUUUUAUCUCUUUAUACUGUAUCUUUCAUUUCCUCUUGUAUCUCUCCAUCUUCCUCUUCUUCUUCUCUUUCCUCUUGUAACACGUCUUCUUCCCUUUUUAUCUCUUCUUCUAUCCCACACUUUUAUCUCUCCACCUCCUCCUCCUAAUCCUUCUUCUUCUUCUUCUUCUUCUUCUUCUUCUUCUUCUUCUUCUUCUUCUUCUCUUUCCUAUUGUAACACGGUUUAUUCUUCCUUUUCCCUUUUAUCUCUUCUUCUAUCUCAUACUUGUAUCUGCUCAUUUCCUCUUGUAGUUCUCCUUCUCUUUUUCUUUUUCUUCUUCUUGAUUUUCUUCUUCUUCUUCUUCUUGUAA